Miscanthus lutarioriparius is the source of this 549-nucleotide messenger RNA. NCBI's taxonomy places the organism in Eukaryota, Viridiplantae, Streptophyta, Magnoliopsida, Poales, Poaceae. The record is from the annotation of a GenBank genome assembly.
AUGUCGCCACUGGGCACGCCGCCUCCUCCAGGCCACCACUCCUGCCGCCCAGGGUUGGAGAUCGUCGUUAUCCCCCGGUCUGUGGAGCUCCAGGCAGCCGAUGACGCUCUCUCGUCUCUGGCGCUUGUGGCCCUGGUUGGUGGCAGCCGCCCCACGGUCACGAUCGCGGAUGUGCGCCACCAGCUCACUUUGUUCUACAGAAUCCCGGACGACGCGUUCUCCAUCAGUUGCUAUGCGCCGGAGGACUUCCUCGUCAAGUUCAACUCUCGCCACGAUCUGGAGGACGUUCUGCGCGGUCCGGUUCCGAUCGGGACACCCUUCUUCCUGGUCUGGAAGCGCUGGUGGCGCCAGUCCAGGGCGUCCGCCGGAGCUCUCAAGUACAAGGUGCUCGUCGGCUUGUCCGGGCUGCCUGCCCAUGUACAGCGCAUACUGGGGUCAUCCUGUGCGAAGCUCGAGGAGGCUCCGGUGACCACCACCGGAGAGGACCGGCGGGAGUACGUCGUUGCUGGGUGGUGCGUCCACCCGACUUCAUCCCCAUGGAGAAGGUGA